UUUCCCGCAUAUGUUGCUUUGCUCUCGCCUCGUGCUCUAUAUCUCGUUCCGAAUCAGUCCAGUGGAUGCUGAGCCUCUGCCGCGUUCGUCGUCUCCAUCCUAUCCUGCGGAGAAGUGUAAACGCAUAUGCGCAGCCCUGGCCGGCCGGCGCGGCUAUAAAAGUCCACCUGCAACCGACCCAGGUUUGCACAUAUCUUCGUACGUACGUGUUCCACCAGCUAGCUAGCCCUGUGUGACUACGUAAGUGGUAUAGCGCGAGACAGUUGGAGAAAGAGGAGCGACCGGUAUGGGGAGCAGCGGCGGGCUGUGGUUGCCGACGGCGGUGAUGCUGGCGCUCAACGUGGUGUCGGCGGUCAUGGUGGCGCUGGUCAAGGUGGCCAUGGCCGGCGGCCUCGACCCGGUCGUGCUCGUCACGCUCCAGCAGCUCACCGCCGCCAUCUUCCUCGGCCCCAUCGCGCACUUCAGAGAGGGCAAGUCGAGGCCCAAGAUGACGCUCGAGAUCUUCGCCUACCUCUUCGCCAGCGCCGCGCUCGGGGCGGCGCUGAGGCAGUACAUGGUGUUCGUGGGGCUGCGGUACACGACGGCGGCCUUCGUCACGGCCUUCUCCAACAUCGCGCCCGUGCUCACCUUCGUGCUCGCAGUCGCCACCGGCUCCGAGUCGCUCAACCUCAGGGCCGCCACCGGCGCCGCCAAGCUCGCCGGCACGCUUGUCUCGCUCGCCGGCGCCAUGCUGCUCACCUUCUACAGAGGCGUGGCCCUCACCCACGCCAACAGCGCCCAGGCCGUCCACCACUCCGCUUCCCCUUCCCCGCCGGCCGCCGACUCCGGCAGGCGGUGGACGCUCGGCACGAUGGCGAUCCUCGGCAACUGCGUCUGCCUCGCCUGCUGGUACUUGCUCCAGGGCAGGAUCGCCAGGAAGUACCCGUACGUCUACUCCUGCAACGCAUUCAUGUCCACCUUCAGCUUCCUCCAGGUCGCCGCCGUCGGCCUCUGCGUGCAACACAACCUCGCCGCCUGGAUCAUCACCAACAAGUUCCAGAUCCUCACCGUCCUCUACUCCGGCGUGGUCGCGACAGGCAUGUCCUUCGUGCUGCUGACGUGGUGCAUCGAGAAGCGGGGGGCCGUGUUCGUCGCCGCCUUCAUCCCUGUGGCGCAGGUCAUCGUUACCAUCAUGGACUUCACCGUCCUGCACGAGCCGCUCUACCUUGGAAGUGUGGUGGGAUCUGUGAUUGUGAUAGGUGGCCUGUAUCUUCUGCUGUGGGGCAAGAGGCAGGAGGCCUUAAAACAGCACCCAAAAGUUGAUAAAGAUGACCAAGAGCACCAGCAGCAGCAGCAGCAGCAAGUGCCGUCGGAGCCAUGACUUAAGAUUGAAAGACAGAGAUCCUCCAGUGGGUGAUGUGUUAACAAGUGCAGCAAAUAAGUUCUAAAGUAAUGUUCUAGUAAUCAAUUAAGAUCAUCAUUCUGGUCCAAAUUAGACUUCAGGAUCCUAUCAUUCAGGAAGCUGUUUGGGCUCUAAUCCAAACAUCAGUAGGGCCACAAUACGUACUCCAUCCGUUCCAAAAUAU
Messenger RNA from Hordeum vulgare subsp. vulgare (domesticated barley), 1565 nucleotides. Its product is annotated as WAT1-related protein At3g30340-like. The transcript has 5 exons. Lineage: Eukaryota; Viridiplantae; Streptophyta; Magnoliopsida; Poales; Poaceae. Gene Ontology annotation, cellular component: plasma membrane. Gene Ontology annotation, molecular function: transmembrane transporter activity. Bases 287 to 1360 code for a protein of 357 amino acids. The record is from RefSeq and is a predicted model, not a curated record.